Messenger RNA from Symbiodinium necroappetens, 2715 nucleotides. Lineage: Eukaryota; Dinophyceae; Suessiales; Symbiodiniaceae. The record is from the annotation of a GenBank genome assembly.
AUGGUUGUGUCGGAGCUGCUGUCGAUGCGAGCCCCACCUGUCCUUAUGCUAAUCGACCGGGACUUCGUCGAGCUCUUUUGCGGGAAGAUGGAGGUAUCUCAUGCACUACGCCGUGCAGGACUCCGCGGCACCUCCCUCGACGUCGAGCUGGAUCCGCAGACGAUGGAUUUCCUCAAGCCGGCGGGCUUUUGGAGCUACACGAGGACCUUUGGGGAAUUCCUGGCUGGUGCCUUCAUGCACCUCCGGUCGGAACCCUUCAUUCCUCAGAACCACGGGCCGGGGAUGGCAUCUCAUAUGCUGCGGAAAUCCGACUACGAGCUUUUCGUGCAGGCCAAUGUGCUCCAGAUGGUUGGAUUGCGUGGCUCUAUGGGUGGUAAGAAGACGCCGGCGGCAGACUCGCCGGAAGUGGCUGAUGUUAUGGCUAUGCUUCAAUCUAAGGGAUUGCUGAAUAAGCGUGGUGCCGAGCCCGAAGCUGCUGCCGCGGAGGAGCCAGCUUCGGAGGCCGAGUCGGAGGGUCCCUUUGUGGAGUGGCCACCUGAAAAGCCCAUCGGUCCGUUCUUGGAGGUGGGGCUUGAUGUGAUGGUGGAGUGGCCAAACUUGGACAACGUCUGGAAGGCUUGCAAGGAGUCAGACAGAGAGUUCUACAAAAACCUGAAGUAUGAGGAGCUCUUGCAGAUGAUGGAGGUUGCUCUUGGUCCCAGGCCUACGCAUGUGCUGACGCCUGUUGAGGUUCCAGAUGACGUUGGUGAGGAGAGGCACCCGGGCCCCGUGUUGGAGGACAGCUCCCUAAAAAAGCAGCAGGAACAGUCCGAGGAAGAAGGUGAGGACGAGGAUGACGAGGAGCAAGAGGAGGAGGAAUGUGAGGACGAGGAGGAAGAGGAACAGGAGGACUCCACAGAACCCAACCCAAAGCCGAAGCUCAACGACUGGAAUGGCACCCCCAGCCCUGCCACGAAGGAGAACCCCCGCCCUGCCACCAAGGAGAACGCCCUGACCGAGAGUCCCAAGGUGAAGCCAACCGACCUGAGCGCGAAGUUCAAUCAUGUCCAGCGGUCGAACUCCGAAAGGUUGGUGAGUGCAUCUCAAGCUGGAACUGACAGCGAUCUACGAAGUCUCGUCACAUCGAUGCAGUCAGAGAUCACUAGGCUCAAGGCCCUGCUGGAUGCGAAGCCGCCGGCUGCCACAGCCUCGGCCGAGCCCGAGCCCGAGCAGGAGGAGGGCUCGGAGUUCCCCGAAAUGACCAAGAUGUGGAAUGGAACGAAAGAGGAACAGCACGCAGUGUUUGCAAAGUGGUUGGAGAAGGAGAUGAACAUGGGCAACACCGAGGCCCAGCUGAUCAUUACUAAAUCGAAAUCGGCCGAGGUGAAGAGCGGCUAUGAGGAGCUCACCGUUGCGGAAAUGGUGAAAAGGGGCUUCAGCAAAGAGCUGAAGAAGGAGUACAAUGCGGCCAACAUUUGCUACGACCUGCCCAAGGACCAUUCAUUGCGAGUGGAAAUGGAAAAGCAUAAGGGCGACCUAGAAAACCAAAUGGAUACGUUGAAAGAAGUGGAUGAUGAUGGUGCCGAGGACUUCCUUGAGGAUUCCAAAGCAAUGGUUCGACGACUUCUAUCCUACGAGAUGAACUGGAUCGGGCGUCACUCGGCUCUCAGUUUACGGCAUUGUUUGCUGGCAAAAACCAUUGGUCGUGGCUAUGCAUCAGUGAAGCAUGCUGCAGAGAUUGGUGGGGCGCUGGACAGAGCAGAGAGCAAGGACUUCAUGAGCGAGCUGCAAAGCAGGGGCUGUCUUUGGAUUGCGAGGUUUCACAGGUUGCUGCAAUGGCCCGUCGUGGUCAUCUUGAUAUGCUGGUGGCUGACUGGAAUAUGGUUCCCGGCUACUGGAAAUGUUUUCUUCGCGAGUGAUGAAGCAACUGCUGUGAACGAGCAAUGGAUGUUUCUUAUGUUUACAAGCGACCUACACCCGGCACCGGAAGUGAUCCGCCUGCAUUUCUUCGUGGCUGGCUUUCGCGGGGACUGGAAGGCUCUGCGACAGGCCUUCAAUUUCAAUCGGUAUGCCGACCGAGACAAGAUAUGCUGGAUGUGCGAAGCGACCAAAGGUGCUGAGGAUGAGACAUAUGUGUUUACAAAUCUUCAUACAGCGCCAUACAUGGAGACUUUUUUGGCCGAAGAGCCCUGGACCUUGCGACCAGCUUAUCACAGUUUGGCGGGCUUUCAUGUAAGCCUUAUCUUUCCUGAUAUUUUGCAUGCCUACCACCUGGGCUGUGGAAGGGAUCUCCUGGGGUCAGCUCUUUUUGAGAUGGUUGCGGCCGGCUAUUUUGGGGCGGGAACCAUCCCGGCUAGGCUGGCUGAGGCUACACGUCGACUCAAGCUGUAUGCCAAAACAAACAAGCUGAACCUUCGCUUGAAGAAGCUGACGAAGACCAAGCUGAACUGGUCGACUGCAAAGUACCCAGAAUUGAAGAGUUCUGGCUUCGACACGUACAUCGUGCAGCAGUGGGUGCUGCAUGAGAUCAGUUCCGUCAGGGACCCGGGUUUGGAUGGAAACUUGGUUCUGGCACUGUGGGCGAGCAAUCAUUGCAUCUCGCUGUGGUCGAAUGCAGGACGGCGUUGGCUGACAAGUGGUGAGGUGCAGACAGUUCAAAAGUGUGGCAUGGUUUAUAUGAAAUGCUAUAUCGCUUUGGCCGAGAAAGCGCUUCGCGAGCAGCAGCGUUUGUACCGU